This is a messenger RNA of Penicillium expansum, 174 nucleotides long. RefSeq lists its product as uncharacterized. The transcript has a single exon. The record is from RefSeq and is a predicted model, not a curated record. Lineage: Eukaryota; Fungi; Ascomycota; Eurotiomycetes; Eurotiales; Aspergillaceae. The coding region runs from base 1 to 174 and encodes 57 amino acids.
AUGAGUGAAGCAUAUGAAACGGUCAAACCUCCCAAGGGUCAUUUCUAUUUAGCAGGGCGACUAUUCCCUCGCGUGAAAUGGUGGAAACAACGCAAUAUGCGAGUCCUGUACUUCUACAUUUUAGUUCUAAUCGCGACAAACACCGCUAAUGGAUUUGAUAACUCCAUGAUGUGA